This is a messenger RNA of Ceratotherium simum simum (southern white rhinoceros), 3605 nucleotides long. NCBI's taxonomy places the organism in Eukaryota, Metazoa, Chordata, Mammalia, Perissodactyla, Rhinocerotidae. The record is from RefSeq and is a predicted model, not a curated record.
GGUCCUCUGAAAAGGACAAUUCAUCGGAGUAUUUCUGAGGUAUCUUGUGGAAUAAUCACAGUCUCAGAUACUGAGGUCUUUACAGCUCAGCGGAACCAUCCUCGCCGGAGGCUAUACCAAGUAAGAACAAUGGAGGCCAGCAGGAAGCUCAUUUGCAGACAAAGGCAAGUCCUUUUCUUCUUUCUCUUCUUGGGUUUAUCGCUGGCGGGCACUGAACCUAGACGCUAUUCUGUGGUGGAGGAAACGGAAGGGAGUUCUUUUGUAACCAAUUUAGCAAAGGACCUGGGUCUGGGGCAAAGGGAACUCUCCAGGCGGGGGGCUAGGGUCAUUUCCAAAGGAAACAAAGUGCAUUUGCAGCUCGAUCAGGAGACCGGGGAUUUGCUGCUAAAUGAGAAACUGGACCGCGAGGAGCUGUGCGGUCACACAGAGCCCUGUGUGCUGCGCUUCCAGGUGUUGCUAGAGAAUCCCUUAGAGUUUUUUCAAGCUGAGCUGCAAGUAAUAGACAUAAAUGACCAUGCUCCGGUGUUCCUGGACAGAGAUGUGUUGCUCAAGAUAGCAGAGAGCAGUCCUCCUGGGACGACGUUUCCUCUGAAGAAUGCUCAGGAUGAGGACGUAGGCCAAAAUAAUGUUGAGAACUAUAUAAUCAGUCCCAACUCCUAUUUUCGGGUCCUCACCCGCAAACGCAACGAUGAAAGGAAAUAUCCCGAGCUGGUGCUGGACAAAGCUCUAGAUCGUGAGGAGGAACCCGAGCUCAGGUUAACCCUCACCGCUCAGGAUGGAGGCUCUCCACCCCGGUCUGGCACCGCCCAGGUCUACAUCGAAGUCGUGGACGUCAACGAUAACGCCCCUGAAUUUGAGCAGCCUUUCUAUAGGGUGCAGAUCCCUGAGGACAGUCGCGUAGGUUUCCUGAUUGUCACAGUCACUGCUACGGAUGCAGACACAGGAGUCAACGGGGAGAUUUCCUAUUCACUUUUCCAGGCUUCAGAAGAGAUUAGCAAAACCUUUGAGAUCAACCCCAAAACAGGAGAAAUUCGACUGAAAAACCAACUUGAUUUCGAAACUGUUCAGUCCUAUGAGGUCAAUAUCGAGGCCAGAGAUGCUGGAAGCUUUUCUGGAAAAUGCACCGUUCUGACUCAAGUCAUGGAUGUGAACGACAAUGCCCCAGAAGUCACUUUGUCUGCAUUUACUGGACAGAUCCCUGAGAACUUCCCUGAGACUGUGGUUGCAGUUUUUAGUGUUUCGGAUCUUGAUUCAGAAGAAAACGGGAAAAUAAGUUGCUCCAUUCAGGACGAUUUACCCUUUUUCCUGAAAUCUUCCCUGGAAAACUUUUACACCCUAGUAACAGAGAAACCUCUGGACAGAGAGACCAGAGACCAAUACAAUAUCACCAUCACUGUCACUGAUUUGGGGUCCCCUAGACUGAAAACACAGCUCAACAUAACCGUGCUGGUCUCCGACGUCAAUGACAACGCCCCCGCCUUCACCCAAACCUCCUACACCCUGCGGGUCCGCGAGAACAACAGCCCCGCCCUAUACACAUUCACAAAUUGGAUACAACAAUUUGAGUCUGCUGGAGGCCACGCGGUGGCGCUGCAGGCUAAAGAGACCGGGUUAAAAACUGAACUGAGAAUACUGCGGAUGUCACUAACAAAAAAGGAAGAUCGAGCGGCAGGAAAGACGUGUUCAGAGGAAGCUAUGGAGGCUGGAGGGUUGUGCUUCCCAAGACAAAGGCAAGUCCUGUUUCUCUUUCUGUUUUGGGGAGUAUCCUCGGCAGGUUCUGGGUUUGGACGGUACUCGGUGAUGGAGGAAACAGAGAGAGGAUCGUUUGUGGUCAAUCUGGCAAAGGAUCUGGGGCUAGGGGACCAGGAGCUGGUUGCAAGGGGAGCCCGGGUGGUCUCUGAUGAUAACAAACAACACUUGCUCCUGGAUUCUCAGACUGGGAAUUUGCUCACAAAUGAGAAACUGGACCGAGAGAAGCUGUGUGGCCCUACAGAGCCCUGUAUGCUGUAUUUCCAAAUUUUAAUGGAUAACCCCUUUCAGAUUUACCGGGCUGAGCUGAGGGUGAGAGACAUAAAUGAUCAUUCACCAGUGUUUCGGAACAAAGAGAUGGUCUUAAAAAUACUAGAAAAUACAGCUGAAGGGACAGCAUUUCGACUAGAAAGAGCACAGGAUGCAGAUAGAGGACUUAAUGGUAUCCAAAACUACACCAUCAACCCCAACUCUUUUUUCCAUAUUAAAAUUAGUGACAACGAUGAAGGCGUGAUAUAUCCAGAGCUAAUGUUGGACAAGGCGCUGGAUCGGGAGAAGCAGCAAGAGCUCAGGUUAACACUCACUGCACUGGAUGGCGGGUCUCCACCCAGAUCUGGGACUGCCACUAUACACAUUGUGAUCCUGGACAUCAAUGACAAUGCCCCUCAGUUUUCUCAGGCAACCUACGUGACCCAGGCUCUGGAGAACAGCCCAGUAGGGUCUCUUAUUGCUAAAGUCUCUGCAGGAGAUGUAGACUCUGGAGUGAAUGCAGAUAUAUCCUAUUCAUUUUUUGAUGCUUCUGAAGAUGUUCGAACAACCUUUCAAAUCAAUCCAUUUUCUGGGGAAAUCAUUCUCAGAGUGUUGCUUGAUUAUGAGCUAGAAAGGUCUUACAAAAUAAAUAUACAGGCAAUUGAUGGUGGGGGCCUUUCUGCAAGAUGUACAGUUUUGGUUGAGGUUUUGGACACCAAUGACAAUCCCCCUGAACUGAUCAUGUCAUCACUUUCCAACUCUGUUGCUGAGAACUCUCCUGAGACAACAGUGGCUGUUUUUAGGAUUAAAGACAGAGACUCUGGAGAAAACGGAAAGAUGGUUUGCUACAUUCAAGAUAAUCUGCCGUUUCUUCUGAGACCCUCUAUGGAGAAUUUUUACAUCCUAAUGACAAAAGGAGCCCUGGACAGGGAAAGACAAGCCGAGUACAACAUCACCAUCACCGUCACCGACAUGGGAUCCCCCAGGCUGAAAACCCAGCACAACAUAACCCUGCUGGUCUCCGACGUCAAUGACAACGCCCCCGCCUUCACCCAAACGAGCAGGGCCGCCUCGCUGGGUCGCUGCUCGGUGCCUGAGGGCCACUUUCCGGGCCACCUGGUGGACGUCGGCGGAACUGGGACCCUGUCCCAGAGCCACCAGUAUGAGGUGUGUCUGAGGGGAGGCUCUGGGACCAGCGAGCUGAAAUUUCUGAAGCCGAUUGUGCCCAGUUUCCAGGGCCAUUCCCCUAGACCAGAUAUAGAAGAAAAUUCCAACUUUAGGAAUGACUUUGAUUUCAGUAUUCAGUGACAAUAAUUGGUUUUCCAUAUAUUUAAAAUUGAUGAUAAGUUCAAGGUGAUGGUUUUUCUGGCAAGAUAUUAUAAAUUUUUUAAUUACACUAAACUUGCUUGCAAAAUUUCUUAUAUUAUCCCUUUGUUUUUGAGAAUAGUAUCUUUUCUUCAUUACCGUUAGAAGAUGAAUGUCCCUAAAUCUUGCCUCUCAAAACACUAAUGAAGUCAAUAGUUGUACAAAUCCUUGUUCUGGAAUAGCUUAAGAAUGUAUCGGGGGAAAAAAACAGUGAGAUGUUAGUUCUAUAUAAUCUAUUGUAU